This is a messenger RNA of Cryptomeria japonica (Japanese cedar), 1902 nucleotides long. RefSeq names its product 7-deoxyloganetin glucosyltransferase. The transcript has 2 exons. The record is from RefSeq and is a predicted model, not a curated record. NCBI's taxonomy places the organism in Eukaryota, Viridiplantae, Streptophyta, Pinopsida, Cupressales, Cupressaceae. Bases 145 to 1614 code for a protein of 489 amino acids. Gene Ontology annotation, molecular function: UDP-glycosyltransferase activity.
GAGUGCCACAUGCUUUGAAAAGGUUGAAAAGAAGGUGAAGCUACUGGUCCAAAUUGUUGGAAUGACUGAGUGAUCCACUGUCAGAAGUAAAAUAACUUGAUAUUUUUUGGGGUGUGUUCCAUUUGUGAUCCCUGUUCCAGAACGAUGGCCUCGAUCACACGCCCUCCACACGCAGUAGUGGUGCCCUUUCCUGGUCAAGGCCAUGUCAAUCCGCUCAUGCACUUUGCCAAGAUCUUGGCCGCCAGAGGAUUCUUCGUAACUUUCAUCAACACAGACCGGAUGGAACAGAGGAUCUUCAAAACACCCAACGAUUCCGCGGCCGUUUCCCAUCAGUUGCUACAGCAAGGCCUGCAGAUUCGCUUUCUGGCUGUUUACGAUGGCCUCCCUCCCGACCAUGGAGGAGUACAAGCGAUUGAUGAGUAUUUCCUCGCCACGCAAAAGUUAGGCCCGGCAAUGGUUCGAAUCCUGAGAAGCACCGCCAAUGAAGCCCCGCAGAUCACUUGUAUUGUUACAGAUUGCUUCAUGGCUUGCACCCACCACGUAGCCACCUCGCUGGCAGUGCCUCGUGUCGUAUUUUGGACUUACUGUGCCUCUGCCGCCAUUGCCCUUGCCAAUUCUCGGACGCUCAUGGACAAGGGUUAUAUUCCAAUAAAUGUGAAGGAGGCACGGCGGCCGGAAAACCUUAUCACUUGUCUUCCGGGUAAGAUCCCUCCUUUGAUACCAACCGAUCUGCAAACUUUCUUCCGAGUUCAAGACACGGCGGAUCCCAUGUUUCAAGUGAUCAUGUACGAAUCCGAGAUUCAGAACGAAGCAGAUUAUGUGCUUAUCAAUGUGUUUGAAGAGUUGGAAGGACCUGAGGCUGCAGAGGGGCUCUCCAAAGGAUACCCUGCUCUGCCCAUCGGCCCUGUCUUCCUUCCCGACUUCCUCCAGUCCACUAAAUCCUCUGUAAGUGUUGCUACUAGCCUCUGGGAAGAGGACCUAGAUUGCAUUAAAUGGCUUCAGACAAAAGCACUUUCCUCUGUUCUGUACGUCUCUUUUGGGAGCAUCGCAGUGAUGUCGAUGAAGCAGUUGCAAGAGCUGGCUCUAGGACUAGAGGCCAGCGAGCAGCCUUUUCUGUGGGUAUUACGGCCUGACAUAGCCGAGGGAAAGGCUGCGGUGUUGCCCGAGGGAUUCACAGAAAGAAUUGGGGAGCGCGGAAGGAUUGUGCAGUGGGCUCCUCAGUUGAAAGUCCUGUCUCAUCCCUCUGUAGGUGGAUUCUUGACCCACAACGGAUGGAACUCCACUUUAGAAAGUAUUAGCUUUGGAGUGCCUAUGAUUGGAUGGCCUCUGUGGGCAGAACAGUUUCACAACUGCAGAUUUUGCAAGGAGGUAUGGAAGAUUGGCAUGGAUUUCGAGUCUCGAGUUGAAAAUGAGAAUGCUUUGGUAUCGAGGGAGGAGGUGGAGAUGGUCGUUCGAGCGAUGAUGGAAGGCCCCCAAGGAAAUGAAUUAAGAAAGAAUGCAGCAAGGUUGAAAGAGGCUGCUACCAAGGCAGUGAUGGCAGGGGGUUCAUCUUAUCGAAAUUUGGAUAAAUUUACCAGGGACAUGACUGCAAGAGCCAAUUCCGUGAUAGAAUAAAUCUAAGGUUUGUGUGGUUUUAAAGUUUGCAACAAGUAUCAUGGCGAGUACUUACUCGUGCUAUGGUACUAAAAAGUAUGUGUACGAGAUCGGUCAGUAAUAAUUUGACAUUGAUAGAAUCUUGAAAGGUUGGUGUAUUGUAAUUUUACGUUCUAGUGCUGGUACAAUAAAAGUAUGUUUUUUCAAUUUAAACGGAGGUUAGUAAUAGUUUUACAUCAAUAGAUUUUUGUAAGCUAAAUCUAUUUCAAAAUUACUAUAAUAGUGAAUAUUAUUAUUGUAAAAGUUUAC